Botrytis fragariae is the source of this 636-nucleotide messenger RNA. RefSeq lists its product as uncharacterized. The record is from RefSeq and is a predicted model, not a curated record. The transcript is spliced from 2 exons. NCBI's taxonomy places the organism in Eukaryota, Fungi, Ascomycota, Leotiomycetes, Helotiales, Sclerotiniaceae. Bases 1 to 636 code for a protein of 211 amino acids.
AUGCAUAUCACCCUAUCACGUUCCCUCGCCAUCUUGGGCGUAUUUGCCUACUCUUCCACAGCUUUAAUAUUGCAACAAACACCUACCGGUCUUCAAAAUGACUUGGGAUAUAAUGUCGCAGAACGAACUAUUUCUCCUACAGUAAUAGAUUUCAAAACUUUCUUACCAACAUCUGUUUCUGUUACUCCUUCCAAUAAAUCAUCGCCUGCAAUUGCACUUGAGCAAAGCGAAAAUGCCGAUACGGGACCAGAAGAGAAACUUCACGCACGCAAUCUGGGUCCAUUGGGUCAAGAAGGAUUCAACAUCGCUACAUACCUAAACACCAAUCCCACCAACACCGAGGUUGCAGUAACUUCUCAAAUCCUCGCCCCCGUGCCUUCAAUUACUGCGGAUCCCAGUUGGAGUGAAGAAUUCCUCACUCCCACAACUACAGUAAUCGUUCCUGCUUCCACAAUCUACUACACCGAAGCUACAGUUACCAUCACCCAAACGACCAUCACCGUCACUGCUCGGAGUGUCAAUACAUUGGCAACCCAUCCUGCCAUUCUACAGCUAAAUCGAGCACCACCGCAAACAUUGCAAACCAUUACCAGGUCGUCUACACUCGAUUCUUCGUCAAGGGAAAGAAAGGCGUAG